AAGACACUAGCAAGCAGCGUGUUGCAGUCACUGCGGCGCCGCAAGAGAGCGCUGUCGGCGCGAAGAGAUCGUGCUUGCAUCAUCAAAUCGGCAGUCAAUAGCUUCGACGCGUCACCGCUCUCCCAACGGUGUAGCGCCUGCCCCAGCCAGAGCUGCAUCUCCGGCCCUAUGCGCAGCGCCAUCAUGCUCUUCGCGGCGGCCGCACGCGCGCUCUGCCCUCGCGUUACGCAGCCCGCGCGCCGCAGCAUCAUCCGAGCAGCAAAAUCCAAGGUAAACAAGCCGCGCUACGCGACCGGCAUGGCCAAGGCCGUGUAUCGAGGCGAGGGCCUCGGCGCGCCGUCCUACGACAGCGCACCCAUAGCGUUAAGUGGCCUGCCCGACACGACGAAGCCCUACGCCGUCCUGGGCAUCGAGACGUCGUGCGACGACACGGCCGCGGCCGUCGUGCGGUCCGACGGCACGAUUUUAGGGGAGAGUGUCGCGAGCCAGCACGAGGUCCACGCGAAGUACGGCGGCAUCGUGCCCGGUUUAGCGAAGGAGGCCCAUGAACUUGCAAUUGACGCCGUCGUCGACGAGGCGCUUCAGCAGGCACACUUGACGAUGAGCGACGUGGGCGCGGUGGCGGCGACCGUCGGGCCGGGGCUGGAAAUUUGUUUGCGAGUUGGUGCUAGAAAAGCAGCUCAUCUAGCAUCAAAAUACCAAAAACCGUUCCUGCACUGCCAUCACUUGGAGGCGCACUGCCUGGUCGCACGACUUCAGACAGAAUUGGAGUUCCCCUACCUCGCCCUGCUCGUGUCGGGGGGCCACUGCCAGCUGCUCUGGGUGCAAGGCGUCGGCGACUGCUCGGUCCUCGGCGGAACUUUGGACGACGCGCUGGGCGAGGCGUACGACAAAGCAGCAAGGAUGCUCCAGCUCUCGUCGGCGACGGGCGGCGGGCCGGCCCUGGAAAGAGCGGCUCUCCGAGGCAACGCGACGGCGGUCGACCUCCCGGUGCCGAUGAAAAAACGCAAGGACUGCGACUUUUCGUAUGCCGGUCUCAAAAAUGCCUUACGGGGCAGGGUCGCCGAAAAACGUAUUGAAAGAGGUCUGAGCGAUGAGGACACUUUGCCAGAUCAGGACGUCUACGAUCUCGCGGCGUCGUUCCAGAGCGUCGCGAUCGAGCACGUCGAGGACCGCCUCAGAGUUGCGUUUAAACGCGUUGUUGGAGAAGCCGGUGCGUCGCCGACGCUAGCCUUGGUCGGCGGCGUCGCGGCGAAUGCGGAGUUGCGGCGGCGUGUGGCGUCUGUCGCGUCGCAGGCGGGCUGGCGGCUGGUCGUGCCGCCUCCGAGGUUGUGCACGGACAACGGGGUCAUGGUGGCGUGGGCGGCGGUCGAGAAGGCGUCGCUGGGGUUUUCCGAUGAAAUCGAUGAGGAGGUCGAGGUGAUCCCGCGCUGGCCUUUUAGGGAGCACUCAGCGCCGGAGCCGGUGAAGAUCGCGGUGAAGCUUGCGUCGAAGGCCGAGCGGGCGACGGCGGCGGCGUAAGGUAUCCAAAAAGAGUUCAAUAAG
Messenger RNA from Pelagomonas calceolata, 1545 nucleotides. The record is from the annotation of a GenBank genome assembly. Lineage: Eukaryota; Pelagophyceae; Pelagomonadales; Pelagomonadaceae.